Messenger RNA from Guillardia theta CCMP2712, 699 nucleotides. RefSeq lists its product as hypothetical. Gene Ontology annotation, molecular function: ATP binding; protein serine/threonine kinase activity. The annotation marks the transcript as partial. Gene Ontology annotation, biological process: protein phosphorylation; intracellular signal transduction. Gene Ontology annotation, cellular component: nucleus; cytoplasm. The transcript is spliced from 4 exons. The record is from RefSeq and is a predicted model, not a curated record. NCBI's taxonomy places the organism in Eukaryota, Cryptophyceae, Pyrenomonadales, Geminigeraceae.
GACAUGCUUCAGGUGGCUGAAAGGAUCGGAAAAGGAGCCUACGGAAGUGUAUGGCAGGCAACGAUCCUCAACAACAAGCAAGAUGUAGUCGUUAAAGUAAGCAAAGACAAACGGCCAUCGGAGAAUAUGCUGGAGUCUUUUCGUCGCGAGAUCGAGAUCAUGUCGUCUCUUCCAGCGCAUCCGAAUGUCGUCAGCUUGAUUGGUGUCACAUCGGACAAGAGGGUUCUGAUCUUGGAGGAGGCAAUGGUGGACCUCCAUGUCAUGAUCAAACGACAGAGCUGUGGCCUCCCGCUUUCAGUAGUUCAGCGGUGGACCAAGGGAAUCUUGCAGGGCUUGGAUUUCUUGCACAAUGAGAAAGUUGUGCACAGAGAUCUCAAACCAUCAAACAUCCUUGUAUUCUUUGACAUGUCGAUCAAGAUAGGAGACUUCGGUCUUUCACGAUACUUGACAGAGCCCAAACUUCCUGUCCGUCGUGAAAUUUCCACCCUGUGGUAUCGCGCACCUGAGCUAAUCAUGGGUACCUCCAUGUACUGUUCCAAGAUUGAUUUGUGGUCGAUUGGGUGUGUCGUAUUGGAAAUGCUGUUGGGCAGAUGUGCUUUUCCUGGCAAGAUAGAAGAUGUUUGCAAAUGCCCAAAGAGUUCUCAUUUCAACUACAACGGGGAUCAGCUGCUGCGAAUCUUCCAGCUGAUUGGAACUCCU